AUGAGCGACGAGAGCCGCGGGGACGGCCGCGCCGAGAGCGCCCGGGACCUGGAGAAGCAGCUCCGCCUGCGCGUGUGCGUGCUCAGCGAGCUGCAGAAGACCGAGCGCGACUACGUGGGCACACUGGAGUUCCUGGUGUCGGCAUUCUUGCACCGGAUGAACCAGUGCGCUGUGUCGAAAGCUGACAAAAAUGUAACAGAAGAAACGGUGAAGAUGCUGUUCUCAAACAUUGAGGAUAUCCUUGCAGUACACAAAGAAUUCUUAAAAGUCGUGGAGGAAUGCUUACAUCCAGAACCUAACGCUCAGCAAGAAGUGGGAACCUGCUUUCUUCACUUUAAAGACAAGUUUCGCAUCUAUGACGAAUAUUGUAGUAAUCAUGAGAAGGCACAGAAAUUGCUUCUUGAACUUAACAAAAUAAGAACAAUCCGGACAUUUCUUUUGAACUGCAUGCUACUUGGAGGACGGAAGAACACAGAUGUCCCCCUGGAAGGAUACUUAGUAACGCCAAUACAAAGAAUAUGCAAGUACCCUCUCCUUUUGAAGGAGUUGCUGAAGCGGACUCCAAGGAAACACAGUGACUACGCCGCAGUGAUGGAAGCCCUCCAAGCCAUGAAAGCCGUCUGUUCCAACAUCAAUGAGGCCAAGAGACAGAUGGAGAAGUUGGAAGUUUUAGAGGAGUGGCAGUCUCACAUUGAAGGCUGGGAGGGGUCCAACAUUACCGACACCUGUACUGAAAUGUUAAUGUGUGGAGUCUUAUUGAAAAUUUCUUCCGGAAAUAUUCAAGAACGGGUGUUUUUUCUUUUUGAUAACCUUUUGGUGUAUUGCAAAAGAAAACACAGACGGUUGAAGAAUAGCAAAGCAUCCACCGAUGGACAUCGGUACCUUUUUCGUGGCCGGAUCAAUACGGAGGUGAUGGAAGUGGAGAAUGUGGAUGACGGCACAGCUGACUUCCACAGCAGUGGACACAUUGUUGUUAAUGGAUGGAAGAUACACAACACGGCCAAAAAUAAAUGGUUUGUGUGUAUGGCAAAAACACCUGAGGAGAAACAUGAAUGGUUUGAAGCUAUUUUGAAAGAAAGAGAACGACGGAAAGGUUUAAAAUUAGGAAUGGAGCAAGACACCUGGGUAAUGAUCUCUGAACAGGGUGAGAAACUUUAUAAAAUGAUGUGCAAACAAGGAAAUCUGAUCAAAGACAGAAAAAGGAAACUGACUACGUUCCCUAAAUGCUUUCUUGGAAGUGAAUUUGUGUCAUGGCUGUUGGAAAUUGGAGAGAUUCACAGGCCUGAGGAAGGUGUUCACUUGGGACAAGCAUUACUAGAAAAUGGAAUCAUCCAUCAUGUUACGGAUAAACAUCAGUUCAAACCAGAGCAGAUGCUAUAUAGAUUUCGCUAUGAUGAUGGAACCUUUUAUCCAAGAAAUGAGAUGCAGGAUGUGAUUUCAAAGGGUGUACGAUUAUAUUGCCGUCUUCAUAGUCUGUUUACUCCAGUGAUAAGAGAUAAGGAUUACCACUUAAGAACCUACAAAUCUGUGGUCAUGGCCAACAAGCUGAUAGACUGGCUAAUUGCACAGGGGGAUUGCCGCACCAGAGAAGAGGCAAUGAUAUUUGGCGUUGGACUCUGUGACAAUGGAUUUAUGCACCAUGUCCUUGAAAAAAGUGAAUUCAAAGACGAACCCCUGCUUUUCCGUUUUUUUGCGGAUGAGGAAAUGGAAGGAUCUAAUAUGAAACAUCGACUGAUGAAACAUGAUUUAAAAGUUGUGGAAAAUGUUAUAGCCAAGUCAUUAUUGAUUAAAUCCAAUGAAGGCAGCUAUGGUUUUGGGUUAGAAGACAGAAAUAAAGUUCCAAUAAUAAAGUUGGUAGAAAAGGGGUCUAAUGCUGAGAUGGCUGGCAUGGAAGUUGGGAAAAAGAUUUUUGCUAUUAAUGGUGACCUAGUUUUUAUGAGACCUUUCAAUGAAGUGGAUUGCUUCCUGAAAUCAUGCUUAAAUAGCAGAAAACCUCUAAGAGUUCUCGUGAGCACAAAGCCAAGGGAGACAGUGAAAAUCCCAGAUUCAGCGGAGGGACUUGGCUUCCAGAUCCGAGGAUAUGGCCCAUCGGUGGUGCACGCGGUGGGAAGAGGAACUGUGGCCGCAGCUGCUGGUCUUCACCCUGGACAGUGUAUCAUCAAAGUAAAUGGAAUCAACGUCAGCAAAGAGACACACGCCAGUGUUAUUGCCCAUGUCACAGCCUGCAGGAGGUACAGGAGACCAACGAAGCAAGAUUCCAUUCAAUGGGUUUAUAACAGCAUUGAGAGUGCUCAGGAAGACCUUCAGAAGUCUAACUCCAAACCCCCAGGAGAGGAAGCAGGGGAUGCGUUUGACUGUAAAGUAGAAGAGGUAAUCGACAAGUUCAACACCAUGGCGAUCAUCGACGGGAAGAAGGAGCACGUGAGUCUGACGGUGGAUAACGUCCACCUGGAGUAUGGUGUCGUGUACGAGUACGACAGCACCGCCGGGAUCAAGUGCAACGUGGUGGAGAAGAUGAUCGAGCCCAAAGGUUUCUUCAGCCUCACUGCCAAGGUUCUUGAAGCCCUGGCUAAAAGUGAUGAUCAUUUUGUACAAAACUGCACCAGCCUUAACUCUUUGAAUGAAGUGAUUCCUACUGACCUUCAGAGUAAAUUCAGUGCCGUUUGCAGUGAAAAAAUUGAGCGCAUAUGUCAGAGAAUAUCCAGUUAUAAAAAGUUUUCUCGUGUACUAAAGAAUAGAGCCUGGCCCACCUUUAAACAGGCCAAAUCUAAAAUCUCCCCACUGCACAGCAGUGAUUUCUGCCCCACCAACUGCCAUGUCAACGUGAUGGAAGUUUCUUAUCCCAAAACAUCAACGUCCCUGGGGAGUGCGUUUGGUGUUCAGCUGGAUAGCAGGAAGCAUAAUUCUCAUGAUAAAGAAAAUAAAUCUGAACAAGGAAAACUGAGCCCGAUGGUGUACAUUCAACAUACAAUUACAACCAUGGCGGCCCCUUCAGGUCUGUCUCUGGGGCAGCAAGAUGGGCACGGUCUCCGGUAUUUGUUGAGAGAAGAAGACUUAGAAACCCAAGAUAUCUAUCAGAAACUGCUGGGCAAACUUCAGAGUGCACUGAAAGAGGUGGAGAUGUGUGUCUGUCAAAUAGAUGACCUUCUGUCUUCCAUCACAUAUUCUCCUAAAUUAGAACGUAAGGCCUCAGAGUCCAUAGUCCCAACAGACAGUGACAAUGAGAAGGGAGAGAGAAACAGCAAACGCGUCUGUUUUAACAUGACCGGAGACGAGCAGGAAGAUUCCGGUCAUGACACCAUCAGCAACAGAGACUCUUACAGUGACUGCAACAGCAAUAGGAAUUCCGUCGCCUCCUUCACCAGCAUCUGCAGCAGCCAGUGCAGCUCGUAUUUCCACAGCGAUGAAAUGGACUCAGGUGAUGAGCUUCCCCUAAAUGUUCGCAUUUCUCGUGAUAAACAGGACAAAAUACACAGCUGCCUUGAGCAUCUUUUCAGCCAGGUGGAUUCCAUUACCAAUCUCCUGAAAGGCCAGGCUGUCAUGAGGGCCUUUGAGCAAACUAAAUACCUGACGCCAGGUCGAGGAUUACAAGAGUUUCAGCAGGAAAUGGAACCAAAGCUGAGUUGUCCAAAAAGGUUAAGGCUUCACAUCAAGCAAGAUCCUUGGAAUCUUCCCAGCAGCGUCCGGAAUCUUGCUCAGAACAUCAGAAAAUUGGUUGAAGAGGUAAAGUGCAGGAUACUCCUGGCUCUUCUUGAAUAUUCAGACAGUGAGACACAGCUCCGAAGAGACAUGGUUUUCUGCCAGAGCCUCGUGGCCACCGUCUGUGCCUUCUCUGAGCAGCUCAUGGCCGCCUUAAACCAGAUGUUUGACAACAGCAAGGAAAAUGAGAUGGAAACUUGGGAAGCCAGCAGAAGGUGGCUGGACCAGAUAGCAAAUGCAGGAGUUCUUUUUCACUUUCAGUCACUUCUGUCACCAAACUUGACAGAUGAACAAGCCAUGUUAGAAGAUACACUGGUUGCACUAUUUGAUUUGGAAAAAGUUUCUUUUUACUUUAAACCAUCCGAAGAGGAACCACUGGUUGCAAAUGUUCCUCUUACUUACCAAGCGGAAGGAAGCAGGCAAGCUCUGAAAGUUUACUUCUACAUCGAUAGUUACCAUUUUGAACAACUGCCUCAACGGUUGAAAAACGGAGGAGGGUUUAAAAUUCAUCCUGUUCUUUUUGCACAAGCACUGGAGAGCAUGGAAGGAUAUUAUUAUAGAGACAAUGUUUCAGUGGAAGAAUUUCAAGCCCAAAUAAACGCAGCCUCUUUGGAAAAGGUCAAACAGUACAACCAGAAGCUCAGGGCAUUCUACUUGGACAAGUCAAAUUCACCACCAAACUCUACAUCCAAAGCUGCCUAUGUAGAUAAGCUCAUAAGGCCUCUCAAUGUUUUGGAUGAACUUUAUCGCCUGGUAGCCUCGUUUAUCAGAUCUAAGCGCACAGCUGCCUGUGCGAACACGGCUUGCGGCGCCUCCGGAGUCGGGCUGCUGUCGGUGUCCUCGGAGCUGUGCAGCAGGCUGGGGGCCUGCCACGUCAUCAUGUGCAACAGCGGCGUGCAUCGAUGCACCCUGAGCGUGACCCUGGAGCAGGCCAUCAUUCUGGCCAGAAGCCACGGACUGCCUCCUCGCUACAUCAUGCAGGCUACAGAUGUGAUGCGGAAGCAGGGGGCAAGAGUUCAGAACACAGCAAAGAAUUUGGGAGUCAGAGACCGGACCCCACAGUCUGCUCCGAGGCUGUACAAGCUGUGUGAGCCACCUCCCGCAGUCGGAGAAGAAUGAAGAGAAUCCCCAAGGAACCAGGCGAGCAGAAGCUUCCGCACACUGGACUGGAUAAAGGACGUGUUGGCUAAACAUUUUCCACUCACCUUAAAGAAAUGGAUUUUUUUUCUUAACCUUUCAUCAUGGUAUAAAUAACUAAUGUUCAGCUUGUACUUAGAUAUUUGUGCUGGAAAUGGAUAGAAGUCCAUGCAAACAACUCAGCUUCACACACUGACCUUUCUACGUGUUAACAUCAAUUAUUCAUCCCUGGAGAUUCUAUAAAAAAUAUCAGAGAUAAAACACUAACCAUUGUGCCUCUUUUCCCAUUUAUUAAAAUUAUUGUGUUGUGUUUGCUUUCAUCUUUUUCAAAUGGAGCACGUUAUGAUGGAUGUUUCCAUUUGAAGAAGUCUGUCAUUGAAGAAACAUGGCCACACUUCCCAAAUCAUCACACAGAAAUGUGACAGACAACAGAGACUGGGUGUCAUAGGUUUUCAGUCUCCCACUUGCUCUGAGAAAGUGGUUUGUGGGUGAAAGGUGAAGAGCAUCCUUUGCUCUUUCUAAGGGAGUAUUUCUCAGUAGAGGAGAAGAGCGCUGACUGAGGCCUCCAGCAAGACCUUCUUCCAGCUGUUUUCAGGGAGUUUUUAUGCACAUGGACAGUUCCAGGGAACCAUGCUGUCCUGGGUCUCAGAAGUGGGCGUGGCUUCCUUGGGCGAUGAGACCUUCCUUAUGCGGUGCCACAGGUGUCCGGGGGUAGGGGGAGGCAGGGAUUGGGAAGGGUUGGAAGGAAGACUAGGGUGAAGGAGGAAAAAAAAAAGCCUAUAAAAAACUCAACCUUUAAAUCUGAAAGAUACCUAAAACUCUUAUUUUAUUAAGGUUUUCAUAUGAGAUGUCAGGCUCUUAAGAGAAUACAUCAUGGUGAGCGUUUUUCUAUCAAGGUAGUAUAUAUAUAAGAUGAGAAAAUAAAGCUUUAUUUGUCAAACUUUAAAAGGACUAUUAGAGACCUUGAUAAUUUAUGAAAGUACGAGAUGUAUUCUAUUUUCAUUCUAAAGUUUACAUAAUGUUUAUCCUUUCUACAUUCAUAAAAUAACAUUUUUUAGCAUAGUGAAUACAGUAAUAUUGAUUUUAAAUCUAUAGUUUUCAAAACAACUAAAAUGCCCUUGCUGUAAUAGUGAUGCUUAUGUGGAUUAAGACUAAUUUCGUAUGUGAAAUGCUUUUCGUAACUGAAGUGUAUACAAACCAUUACUCAAUUUUAAUUUAUGAAGUUUUCAAAAUCUUGUUAAAGAAAUUUCAUCACUAGCAGUUGUGUAUUGAAUAACAAAUACUGUGUUACGUGUAUGUGAGGUCUUUAUAUACUGGUCAAGGUAAUAAUAAAUGUUAUUUGGCACAGAAGCACUUAAGACUUUCAGGAUUAUAUCUAUAAUGAAAAAUAAAGAAACUGACAUCAGAGUUUUCAGAGAAAAAGUUGAACACUAUGAAUUUAAUGAAGAUAUAAGCUUAGCAUAAAUAUCUACGUCAAACAUAUUCUUCAUUUUCAGGGGUUUCACAUUCUUAAUACUAUUGCAAGUGAUCCUGAAGGUCCAUGAAAUUAGUAAAUUGUGAUUUUCCUGUACUGAAAACUUGAUUACAUUUAACACAGGGCUAAUGAGUGAGCAAAACUGAUUAACUAGCAAGUACUUUUCAUGUCGUCAUUACUGUUUUCUAAUCACUACUGUGGAAGUAGUAUUCCAUGUUAGAGGAAUGAAGGGAUCACUUAAACAUUUCAGUUGUACUUUGUUAUGUUUCAUAGGGGAAAUCAUCUGCUAUUGUAGUAUUUAUAAAUUAGCAUAUUUUAAGAUCUAAUCUCUAUAUAAUAGGAUGUAGUUAAUAUUAUCUUAAGGGUUAAACAUAGUGUAAGUGUACUGUACCAUUUAUCAGAGUGCUUGGCACUUAUUAAAAGCCCAAAAGUUAGUGAUGACAUAUUACCAUCAAUCACUGUGAUUUUUGGUCGUAAUAAAAACUGUAGCUAAAACCUAAGUAAUUUCUCCGUGCCAAGCAAUACCUCCAGGUGCUUCACCCAUACUUUGUUGUUACUGCUUUGUUACUCCUCAUAACAAUGAUUUGAGGUGAUACUCUUUGCAUCACCCCCAUUUUACAGUUGAGGAACUGAAGCAAAGAAUGGUCCAGUGACUUGCUCAAGAUCGCAGAACCAGGAUUUGAACCCAGGAUGUCUGCCUUCUUAAUACAUUAUGCUGCUUUUCCUUAUUAAUAUAGGAAAUGUUGUAAUGUUGCCAAUUAUUUGUUAGAAAAGUUGGAGUUAUGUGCAGUGUGGGCCGUUAAAUUAUACAUCUUAUAUUGAGAAGAAAGUGAAUGGAAAUAUGUAAAAUACCUUUAAUAUAUGAAAACCGUAGGAUUUCCUGGACAUUUUACCAUUCUGGAUACAUAUUAUGAGGUAACCCAAUGCUGUUGCAAUCUGAAAAAGCAUGAUAUAUUCUUCAUAAUUGAAGAUGACAGUUGCAGAUAUGUUUUGAAAGUUUGGAAUAGUACAUUAUAUAAAAUUGACUAUGAUUCCAAAACAGUGAUAACAGUGAAAAAUGUCGAAUGAGUGAAAGAAUAAAGACAACCCUUCAACAGCACGAUGUACCUCUGUGUGACGUCGGACAUUUAACUGACCUUGAGUUUUUAGAUGAGAUCUGUCAUGUUCAGGGUGGUAUGACCAUAGACUGGCCUUGAGUUUUUAGCAUGGGUUUACCUCAAUGCUCACAUACUCCUCUGCAACCAGUGUACCUUUAAACAUUGCAAAAGCCUGCUCACAGUUUUUCCAAGUUCUGCUGACUUUGAAGUUCUGAGUUUGGACAUCUGCCUCUCUCCACCUAAAGGGAAGGUCACGCCUAGAAAUUUUGGUUCUUAAUAUGGAACUCAUUGAUAAGUACUUGUUAACUAGUCAUUCAUGAUCAAUAAAUCUUAAACAUUCCAUCAUAUAAAGUUUUCUUGUUAAACAUUACAAAAUUUAAUAUAUUAUUAAAAGUGUGAGUAAUUUGAAGAGACUAGAAUUUUGCAUCUAUUUUCAUUACAUUUAACAAGAAAGAAAAGGAAGAAAGAAAGAAAGAAAGACAAACAGACGGAGGAAGGAAGGGAGGAAGGAAGGGCGGAAGGAAUGAAGGAAGGAAGGAAGUAACUUUUGUACUACUUUUACUUAUGUUGGAUGUGUAAUUUUAAAUUUAGAGUAUAAGCUUUAUUUUAUGAACCAAUAUCCCCAUCUUAGAAGUCUCAUACUACUUUCUCUCUUUUCAAAUCACAUUCUUCCAGUUGCUUAAAUUCACUGUGCGUUCAGUGGCCACUCUUCUUGAAGCAACAAUGUUCAAUUUAAAAUUAGGUUAACUCUUACAAUACUAUAAUACAUAUCACAUUGUAAUGAUACUGGUUCUGACUCUAUUAAUUUAAAUUUUGUGAUAGUUAAAUUCAGAAUGAAAUGAUAUUGACCUUGGCACUAACUGUAAAAGCCAAGAAAAUGAAUGGGUAAAAAAAUCCUGAGUGGCAUGUUAACUCAUUUAAGAAACCAAACUAUAUUCAACCCUUUGGACAUAUGUUACCAGCAAAACUAAUGUUUAUCGACUUGGAAGCAUUCAGUUGAGUUAGUUACUCAAUGUAUUUGAAAAUAAUAACUUUGCAAUUAGAACACCAAAGUAUUGUCAUUAGUUCAUGUAGACCUUUUCCUAUGUAGCAUGAUUUACUGCAGAAUAGAGGGGAUAUUUUUAUUCACCUAUAUUUUCAGUAAAACGUAAGAUUGAAAUUGAAAAUGACUAACUUUAAGACAUUUUCAUUUACAUUUUACUUUAAAGGUCAUUUUUAGCUUUUCUUCACUACCUAUGUUUACUAAUAUUGAAACUAACCUUUACCAUGUGAUUAAAUGGCUUCUGAAUUUUUUAAAACCAUGUUUCAUCUUUAAAGGCUUAUUUUUAAGUGAAUUAUCAUACAAAAUUAUAGCUCAAUUACUUUCCCAAAGUGAGUAGUAGUUAUUUCAUUAACAUGUAUAUAUAUUAACCAAUUUGCUGAAUGAAUUGUCAGCUGUCCUGCAUAGAUAUGAAGGCAAAAGCUCUGGAAACGAUUUAGGAUGAUCUGAACCUCGAUUAAGAAAAAUAUUCUGUACUCUAUCAAGUUUUUGAAGUGUUAGGGAUGAGUCUCAGAAAAGUUUCACCCUUGAUGACACAGACGAGGUGGAGUUAAGUUCCAGCAGGCGUCUGGGCCAAGAGUGGGCUUAGGCUGAUUCCUUUUACGUACAGUGGCCACAACCUUCAUAGGUGCUGCGAUUCCAUAAUAGUUGUUAUGGUUAGUCUUUUGUUUUAAAAAAAUUUUACUACUUAAAAGCUUUGCUUUUAACAGUGAUCUCAGCAUUCAUAUUGCCAAGCUGUGCUCCACAAACACAUGACCUACUUCACUCAGGAUAGCUUGCCUCUCUCACUGAGAAGAGAUGUCUGAUGUCUACUAGGUGUACUAAGAGAGAUAUAUAUAUAUUUUAUAUACAUAUAUAUUUACAAUGUUUUGUUUUUAAGAUAAUACGUGAUAAAAAUUAUUUAGAUUCUUCUGUCUUAUUUUGUAUGAAGGUAUGAAAUAUGGAGUUGUUCGAUAUAUUGAAUGUCUGUCUAAAUAUGCCAUCCGCGUGCCUGGUGGGCCAUCUUUUGGUCCCUGGCACUAGUUUGCUACUCAGUCUGGAGUCUAUUCACCUGGCUCACCAUCAGAAGAAGUAGCCAAUUAAGAACAAAAUUGUUGAAUUCUUACACGAUAGUUCUAGUAGAAAUAGAAAGCUUUGAAUAGCUAAUUUGGUGUGCAAACAACAGAAAAAAUGUUAUCCACUCAUGUAUUCACUCAACAAACAUGUUUGAGAAUUCACUUUGCAAAAGGCACAGCUAGUGGGCCUCGUUCAUGUGUUGCAUAUAUUUGGUUCAAAAAUCUUCACAAUAUCUCCUCUGUGUUAACCUCCUCUGUGUCUUUUACUCGGAAUGAUAUUAUUUGUAACACAAACCUAUUCUAAUAUCAUGUAGGUAUAGACGCUGUGUGAAGUCAGUAUUAUUAAGUAAAAUGCCCUAGAAAAUACAUUUAAAUUUGAGUAUUUAAUGCCUCAAGCAAAUUUACUAGAGUUUCAAAUGAAUAUAUAUUUUUGUAACUGCCAAGUAAAUGAGUAGAACAUAGCUUUUUGUUUAAAAAAUAUUUUUAUAAGUAUUCAUUUACACAGUAUUCAUUAUUUUAAACAUUAAAAUAUCAAAUUAGUUCUAUAAAUAGUGAUUCUUUAGAAUAUA
Messenger RNA from Hippopotamus amphibius kiboko, 10070 nucleotides. RefSeq names its product phosphatidylinositol-3,4,5-trisphosphate dependent Rac exchange factor 2 (gene PREX2). Gene Ontology annotation, biological process: intracellular signal transduction. The record is from RefSeq and is a predicted model, not a curated record. Lineage: Eukaryota; Metazoa; Chordata; Mammalia; Artiodactyla; Hippopotamidae. The coding region runs from base 1 to 4818 and encodes 1605 amino acids. The transcript has 40 exons. Gene Ontology annotation, molecular function: protein binding; guanyl-nucleotide exchange factor activity.